CGUUGAUUCUUGCCUAUGAUUCUUGCACGGUGGAAGAAGACGAAGAAGACCAGAGCUAGGAACACCGUCUGCAUCAGUAACGCCGGAGAAAAUCGGUGGUUUUUGGCAUAAUGUGGACUGUGACUGGAGCAGAAUGCAAAUGACAGCAGAAGAACAAUGACCCGCCACGGAAAGAACUGCACGGCCGGAGCUGUCUACACAUACCACGAGAAGAAGAAAGAUACAGCGGCAUCUGGUUACGGGACACAGAGCAUUCGACUGGGCAAAGAUGCGAUCAAAGACUUUGACUGCUGCUGCCUAUCCCUGCAACCCUGUCAGGAUCCUGUGGUGACACCAGAUGGAUUCUUGUAUGAAAAACAAGCCAUUCUUGAAUACAUUUUGCACCAGAAGACAGAAAUUGCCAAAAAAAUUAAGGCAUAUGAGAAGCAGAAGCAGACGCUGAAGAGCAACAGCCAACUUGAGUCCAAGUCAGAGGAAAGAGAACGGGUGGAGAGGUUUAAAAGCAGGGAGAACAGCAUUGUGUCCAAACCCAUCAACCCAUUCACAUCUGGGCAGAGCAAAGGAGGCGAGACGGGCAGGACAGACGGCAGCUCAGCAGAAUCCCCCAGUGCCGCUUCAGCUGCCUCUUCCAGCCAAACCCUGCCCAGUUUCUGGAUUCCCUCUCUGACACCUGAGUUCAAGCCCACCCUGCUCAAAAAACCAAGUAAGACUGUGUUAUGUCCCAUGUCAGGACGACCCAUUAAGAUGAAUGAGCUUAUCACAGUGCGCUUUACCCCGUUGGACUCCAGCCUGGAUCGAGUGGCCUUGCUCACCCGCCAGGACAGGUAUGUAUGUGCAGUAACCAGAGAUGUCCUUGGCAACAGUGUCCCCUGUGCCGUUCUGCGCCCCUCGGGUGCUGUGGUCACUCAGGAGUGUGUGGAGAAGCUGAUCAAGAAGGACAUGAUUGAUCCUGUGACUGGAGACAAACUGACUGACAAGGACAUCAUACCACUGCAGAGGGAGCGGGGACGCGCCGAAGCUCCACAGCGGGCUAGCAGCUCCAGUGAGGCUGACAACAACAGCGCCCCGCCGUCCACCUGGAGCUGAGAUACGCCAAAACUCCACAGCGGGCUAGCAGCUCCAGUGAGGCUAACAACAACAGCGCCCCACCCACCGUCCAUCUGGAGCUGGGAUGCGCCGAAGCUCCACAGUGGGCUAGCAGCUCCAGGGAGGCUAACAACAACAGCGCCCCGCCCGCCAUCCAUCUGGAGCGGGGAUGCACCAAAGCUCCACAGCGGGCUAGCAGCUCCAGGGAGGCUAACAACAGCGUGAAGUGAAGCCACAGCUUUGACCACUUCUGUCUCUCCGCCAUUACGUCUUCUUUGUUGUUGAACAUGCGGCUGACUGACGAGCAUAGAUUCAGCAUAAUGAAAAGAAUCGAUAAGGGAAUCGUUAAGCAUAAAGGCUAAUAACGUCGAUGAAUUGAACCAGUUGGAACCAGUUCUUAACAGGAACUGGUUCUCGAUUCCCAUCCCGAGUCCUUUGGACCCUUGCAGCAGAUAAGGAAAAACUCACCAAAAAAACCCCCUUUAACGGGAUAGCAUAGGAUGAUCUAGGCUCAACCCAAGUGCUUAAUGGAUGAGAGGGUAGAGGGGAGUCCCAGGGGACUUCAUGGGCACGAAUUGCUGAUCUCAAUUGGAGGUAGAGGAACCAAGAAAAUCCAGCAAGAGAAUACCUCUCUUUAAGCCUUUGAAAUGAAAGCAGUCCAUUUCUAUCAUACAUAUCUUGAAGACUAUGCAUUCCUCCAGAAGACCACUUAUCAUUGAAAUAAGGGCCAGUGCCCUGCAGUAGAUUAUAGUUAAAGGAGCUAUGUAAGAAAUCUAAAGCAAAUAGUCAUAAAUUCAUCCUAAUAUGUCACAGAGACUAAGGAAUAAUGUUAAUAUAACAUACUGAUCUCACCGACAACAAUAGUACAGCCAGAAUAUUUGCAUUUUAAAAAAGUUUUACGGUCCGCAAAUCAUGUUUAUGUUUUGAAUUUGUGUUUUGGCCUGUUGCACCACCCACCGCCGUCUACCAGUUACACAGUCAGUAGAGUCUCAGCAUCAGUUACAGUUACGACUGGGCUACAAUGGCUGACGGUGCGACUAAACCCAAACGACCUCGUUAUGAUUCCCAGAAAUGCCAAGACAAAACUCGAGGCAAAGUGAGGGUCUAUAUAGGAGAUGCUUUUGAACAGUGGAGACGGCACUAACUAGCAUCAUAGCUAGACGGGGAUGGACAUUUCGAAUACUUUCAACUGUUAUUCAUUUUCAGUCAUACAUUGUAGCCCAUGUGCAGGUGGGUCAUCGACCCGACUGAUUUUUUUUUGAGAAACAAAGGUUAGCAGCACGGCAAGCAGCGUUAGCAGUGUCCCGGUACAUAGCAUUAGCAGCCGGCUCCUCCUCCGCUGUAUCGCGGCAGCAGCGUUAGCAGCAGAGAAGCUGGACUUGCUCGAACGGUCCGCUGGAAAACAGAAGAUCAAGGAUGUGCGACGCGGCCCUGCCACGGCAGCCGCCCGUGGGCAAACAAGUCAGUCUCCAGCGUGCCGCUGUCCAGCAACCUCGAAUCUGUAGGGGAGGGGGGGUGAACACGACUCGCGGCAGUAUUUUGAAUUUGAGUGCAGCAACCACAUUGGCCACAUUCUUACGUAUGGCGCCUUUAAACCAAACUGAGGAAUGAUUGCAAAGUUUGACGUUACAACCCAUGUGGUUCUGGACAUCAGACCAGAUUUGUAACGGAUUGCUAAUAACUUGUCCAAACAUUCUUUGUGCUCACCCAGGCUUCACUCCACAGAACAGUACAUCUUCCAGCCUGUGUGGUUUUACUAGUUCCUGUUUUAUCUGAUGCCAUGGUGUAGCUGCUUCUUUGUCACGCCAAGUUGCCAAAGUCUUUAUAUGAAAAGACCAGUAAUACAGCUUGAAAUCAGAUACAGCCAGACCUCCUGAGGACUUUGAGCGCUGAAGUAUGUGAAACUGAAUGCAAGGUCUUUUGCCAUUCCAAAUGAAUUUACCGAUCAGGAGAUAUAAUUCAUCAAAUAUUUAGCUGGUGGGGGAACAGGGAUCAUAGAAAAAAAAUAAAGCUUAGUUGUCCAAGGACAUUCAUUUUUACUAUUGAGACUCUGCCUUGCAAUGACAUUUUAAGAUUGGACCACCUCUGGAUAUCAGAUGAGAUUUCGAGUUUAAUCUUAUUAUAAUUAGUAUGCGAGAUAUCAGAGAAUUUGGUUAUGAUCAAUCCUAAGUAUGUGAAAGAGGUAUGCCACUGAAUAUGCGGAAUAGCUGGUAAUGUAAGCUGUUUUGCUGCAUUAUUUAGGGGAACUAGAAGGGAUUUAUCCCAGUUGAUUUUAUAACCAGAAAAAUGACUGAACCGGGUAAAGACUUGAAUUAUUUGAGGUAAGGAACUAGCGAUGUUCAUGAAAUACAGUAAUACAUCAUAUGCGUACAGCAAAAUUUUAUGUUCUGUAGCUUUAAUACAGAUAAGUGAGAUACCAUGAUUUAGUCUAAUUGCUUGUGCCAAUGGUUCCAACGACAGUGCAAAAAGCAGUGGAGGCAGUGAGCAGCCUUGACGAGUGCCACGCUUUAAGGGAAAUGUUUUAGACAUCACAUUACCUAUUUGUACAACUGCAUAGGGAUUAGAAAAAAGUGUUUUAGCCAUCAGUAUAAAAUUGAUUCCAAAUCCAAAUUUCUCCAGAACUACCCUUAGGUAUUCCCAGCCCACCCUAUCAAAGGGGUUUUUGUGCAUCCAAACUGAAUACAGCUGCUGGUUCCUCAGCUGAUUCAGAUGCAUGCAUAAUAUGGAAAGGCGUCUGAUAUUGUCCAAUGCCAGCCUCCCCUUUAGAAAACCUGUUUGGUCAUGAUGAAUUAGCUUGCCCACUAAUCUCUCAAGUCUUCUAACUAAAACUUUAGCAAAGAGUUUUAGUUCUGUUGUAAUCAGAGAUAUUGGCCUAUAGCUGCCACAUCUCAGAGGAGGUUUACAUUUUUUAAGCAGUACCGAUAUGACCAAUGUAUUUUGGUCACGAUGAAAGGACCCAGUGACUAAAGCAAAAUUUAUUGAGUCUAAAAGGAGUGGCCCAAUAGUAUCCCACAGUUCAAGGAACAGCUCUGGGGCAGGCCAUCAUGUCUUAGCGAUUUGGCUUUUUGCAUCGAAUUGAGGGCUUCUUUAAGUUCUACGAGAGUAAGUGGUACUUAGAGCAACAACUCAAGUUGUUCUGCCUCAGAAUUUGUCAGUGAGGGUAAUUUAAGCUCUGACAGAUAUGAUUGAAGGGCAGUCAGAUUGGGAAUGGAUUCAGCUGAGUAGAGAUGAGAAUAAAAUGAUUUAAAGGUGUCAUUUAUUUCAUCUGGGUCAUGAGUGUCAUGGUGUGGAUUGCAUUAAUUGUAGAAGAUGAUUCAUUGUGUUUUAAUCUGGCCUUGAACUUGAACUUUCACUCUGACUAUAGUACGUUUUUCUAGUUUGGUGAAUUAUAAAUUCGGCUUUGGCCUUAAGGAGAUUGUUUAGUUCAGAUUUCAAAGCCAGAAGGGUUGAGUGGGUUUGGUCAGAGAAUUUACGUUUUUGGUCAGAUUCUAUCGUCUGUAUUUCACUUUAUCGUUGUACGAUUCUGUGUUUUCUAGAUGUCUUUAAAUAGGAUGCGAAUGAAGAGGAUUCCCUCCUUAUAAAGCAUUUAGUUGUUUCCCAUAGUAUUUGGGGAGAAGACGCUGUCUCAGAAUUGAUUUCUAGAAAUACUUAUAGAUUAUUUUUCAAUCGUUUUAAAAAAGUAGAAUUCUGGAGUAGCGUUGUAUUGAAGCGCCACCUGUGUGUAUGUUUACGGGAGCUCUGCUGGAUUUGAAAGUUGUACAUCACAGGGGCGUCGUCAGAUAUUAUGAUGGGAAGUAUAUCAGUAAAGUUGAUCCAUUGGUUCAAGUGAGGAGACAAAUAUGCAGUCAAUUCUUGAGUAUGUCUUAUGUCUGGCAGAGAAAAAAGUUUCAUUCUUAACUGUUAGAUUUUGUAGUUAUAUCCCACACCUGAUUGAAGUCACCCCCAAUUAUAAAUUGGUAGUUUGGCAUGUCCAGAAGCAUAUUAGAAACCAUAUUGAAGAAGCUUGGGUCAUGAAUGUUUGGACCGUAAAUUGAAGCAAGGCAUAUUUUGACUUUGUUAAUUGUAAUGCAAACAUAUGUCAACCUUACAGCAUCAUCUUGACCAGAGCUGUCAAUAUUGACCCCUAAUUUCUUGUCAAAUAAAAUAGCUGCACCUUUCGACCUGAUUGCAACAAGAGUAAGCGACACAUUUAUAAAACCUGUUAUGAAAUCUAUCGAUGUCAUUUGUUUUCAAAUGUGUUUCUUGGACAAGAACAAUCGAAAUUCCUUCAUGUCUAAAAAAAUUCUAGACAUUUAGUGCGCUUAACUGGCGAAUUUAGGCCCCAGACAUUCCACGACAUUACAUUGAAAGGCCUAUUCAUAACCAGAUUCUAGCCAUUGUGUGGUCUGGAGAAUAUGAGCUAUAAGUCUACUCAAGCAGGGACUUUCAAAACAUAGAAUAUGUGAUAUGGUAUAGUGAGUUUUACAUAAACAGCAAGGCUUUGGUGAGAGACAAACAAAAACCAGAACCAAAUUUUCCAUCUGCAAGAGAUAAGGAAUUUACUCUUAGGUUGGGGAAAAAAUAAAUAAAUAAAUUAUCCACUAGCUACCUGUGGCUUUCAGAAGUGGCAUAUGUCUCCAGUCCGAGUCUGUAUGGGUCAGAAACAUUACUAACUAGAAAUGUUACAAAAUAAGAUGACGCUGGCCAGCACCAUCUUUAAAUAAACUUUGGUUACAUGCAUAGUAGGGAUGUAACGAUUAGCGGUAAAAUGAUAAACUGCCGUAAAAUUCUCGACGGUUAGUAUUACCAUUUCAAAUUUCAAUUAUCAUUAAAACCGUGUUUGAUUACCGCACUUUGAAAAACUCACGGUGAUACUGCUCAUUGCCUGGAAAAGCAGCAGCAAUAGUCCCUCAGACACAGGCGUGCAUGUGCAGUUUGCAAUGUUUGGCCCGAAGGCACAGAAGAGAGAGAAAAAAAAAUAGCUCCUGUAGAAAAUUCACACAGGUCUUAAGGACGCGCCCGCCAGUAAGCGUGCGAACAUGCACGUUACAUCUCUAAUGCAUAGGAACUGAAUCGACACUAGCCGUAUGCUCACAUUAAUAGUGGAAAAGAAAAGGGUAGAGCGCCUCUUGCAUCCUUUUUCUAUUAGGCUAAGUAGUUAUAAAAAAGAUAUAUGACAGAAUAAAAUAUGACAGAAUAAAAUAAAGAAUAAAUAAAUAAAAUAGGUCUCCGGUCAAAGUCAUUCUCAAACAAACCUAGGUUGCACAAAAAAACAAACCUUGCUGACCAGACAUUAAGCCAUCUGUUUACUCUGAUAGUAAUCACAAAAAAAAGAGGGGGGGGGUUAAAGCAAAGUGCACCACUUUCCUAUAUUAAUUUAAAAGAAGUCAUAAAAAUUUGAUAAAUAUAAAGUGGUCUCUGAUCAACAACGACCUAGAAUAUACCUUGAUCACAUAUGUAAUGCUUACAGUUAAAAAAAAGAAAAAAGGGAGGAGACAAAAUAGAGGCCUCAUACACCAGUUUUCUAUCUUAAACCAAAGUUAAUUCUAACCGUAUGACUAAUAAAUUGUGAAACGAACUGCUGCGGUUGCAAUAACUAGUCUACAGCAUCUGCAUCUAAAGUAAUUUCAACUUAAAGCACAUUAACCUGUGGCCGGAGGUUUUCUGGCUUACCAGCCUGAAACACAGGGUCCGACAUUAACGGUUGCCUGAAUGCCUGGGGCAAGUAAAAAUUGCCGGCAGGCCAGCAGAUCCUGCACAGACAUGCCCGAUCGGGCAAGCAGCACCGACUCGGACACACACACACACAUACUGGACAGCCUCUCAGUCCUUACCCACUAACAUUAGCUCAUGUAGAGCACAGGUUCCACACAGAAACUUUUAUAAAGGGUCAUAAUGUGCUUCUAGUGACUGUCAAAUCGCCAGCGAAAGUUGUUUUAAAUGCGGACACGGAGAGCAGAGCGAUAGAUAAGAACAGCACGCUGCCUGUUCUCAUGGGACAAAAAUCCUCUGAGAAGAAAGACGGAUCACUCUGCUCUGUCACCAGGAACAAACUGGGAGGCAAAGAUACUCUCUGAGGAAGAGGGUUCACUUUGCUGCAGGGUUCACCGAAACGUUUUUUUUUUUUUUGUUUUUUUUUU
Molecule: messenger RNA, 7205 nt
Organism: Epinephelus fuscoguttatus (brown-marbled grouper)
Lineage: Eukaryota; Metazoa; Chordata; Actinopteri; Perciformes; Serranidae
Product: nitric oxide synthase interacting protein
Exons: 10
Coding region: 157-1086 (309 amino acids)
Cellular component (GO): nucleus
Molecular function (GO): ubiquitin protein ligase activity
Source: RefSeq, a predicted model, not a curated record